Messenger RNA from Penicillium riverlandense, 1287 nucleotides. RefSeq names its product cytochrome P450. The coding region runs from base 1 to 1287 and encodes 428 amino acids. The transcript has 3 exons. The record is from RefSeq and is a predicted model, not a curated record. Gene Ontology annotation, molecular function: monooxygenase activity; iron ion binding; heme binding. Lineage: Eukaryota; Fungi; Ascomycota; Eurotiomycetes; Eurotiales; Aspergillaceae.
AUGGUCCCAAGAAACAAAUAUGAGCGCCAGCUUAGAGCACUUCGAGUCCCCGGAGGGGUCGGAACGACGGCAGAUUACAAAUUGCAUAAACUUCGACGCGAUGCGUUAGCGCCCUUUUUUGGUAAACGGAAUGUGCUUUUCUUUGAACGCCACAUAUUAAAAAAGGUCGACCAGUUGUGUCAAUUGAUUGCGAGACAUGCAUCGUCGGAAACCCCAGUCAAUUUAUCAGAUGUGUUCUUUGCCUUCUCCAAUGAUGUGGUUACCAACUUUUUAUUCGCCCACCAGACGGAUAUUCUGGGGGAUGAAAUCAAAGCAGCCGAGCUUCGUCGCAAUAGCAAGAGCCUGUUACAGGGAAUCCACUUGAAUAAGCACCUGCCCUGGAUUCCGGACUUCUUGGAGUCUCUUCCACAUUCAAUCAGCAGACCAAUGAUGCCUCCCGGUUUGAUUGACUUGUUGCAUCUGUUUGAUAGAGUGCGGGCAGAACUGGUCGAGAUCAUGAACUCAAAACAGUCCAGAGAUAGCGGUGAUAAACUCCUCGGACCAACCGGCAAAGAGUCUGUGUAUGAUUCUGUUUUAGAUGAACCUUCCUUGCCAGACUCCGAAAAAACUCUGCUUCGACUAGAACAAGAGGGUGCGCUACUUGUCCUAGCGGGAGCUGAAUCGCCUGCUCAAACGCUCUCGAUCAUAUUUUACCACAUAGUGGCAAAUCCUAUAAUUUAUGAUAAAUUGCGCGCUGAGCUCAGCACCGCUCCAAGUGCCGGUAGCUGGACCGAACUGGAAAAGCUGCCAUACCUGUCUGCCGUGAUUGAGGAGGGCAACCGUCUCUCUUUUGGCGUGACAGCCCGGACUGCGCGCAUUGCCCCGGAACCAUUAACUUACACUCCAUCUUCACACGUCAAAUCUCCAAGGACAGGUUUUCAAGCAUAUACUAUACCACCGGGAACCCCGAUAAGCAUCUCCACUUUGAGUGCGCACACUGCCGAGUCGGUCUUUCCUGACCCAUUUACCUUCGAUCCGGAGCGCUGGCUUGGAGAAGAAGGACGACAACGCCGCAAAUUCCAAAUGGCAUUCUCCAAAGGCGGGCGGAAAUGUUUAGGGAUUGAGCUAGCUCGUGCAGAGCUCUACCUUGUGAUCGCGGCACUGGUUCAAGGGUUCAACAUGACACUCUGGAGGACGGAUGCAAGUGAUGUGGCAUUCCAACAUGAUUACCAAGUGGCGAUGCCAAAGCUAGACUCUGAGGGAGUCCAGGUGAAGUUGACACGGGCAGGGCCCGGAAUGGAAAUAUGA